UUGCAGAACUGCUGCUUCUCAUCGUGCUGACUGAUCUUUAAACAAAGAGUUCCUCUUUUCGGUGAAAAAAAAACCCAGUACAGGAAAUGACACAUCAAGCCUUUCUUUUGUAUCUAUUCCUUUCUUUCUUAGCCAUGAUCAGUGCGGAAGAAACAGAAAGGGGUUCAUGCUACCGGAUAGCUACUGGAGCGCUCGCUGGUGUGGUGAUUGGUGACAUCACACUUACAAUACUGAUUGUCUCUGCUACAUAUUACUGUGCUAGUAAGCGCAGAAUCAAAAAGGAAAAGGCUGAUAAAGUCUACAUGAAUGUCAGAGCCAACUGCAAGAACUAAAAGGAAUUGAAGAGGAUGAAGAACUGAAAUCAACUCUGCCAUAAAACAGCUUGUGUGUUCACACUCUUUUACUUUUUACACCGUAAGAUAUUUAUUUGGGCUGUAUGAAUCUGUUUAGCAAAAUGUUCUACAAUUAUAGUAUCUAGAUGCCUUUGUGUUAUUUAUAUGUAUUAAAUGUUACCCAAUGCUUUGAGUGAUUCUCAGUCCCAAUUAUUAGUUAAAAGGAAUUUUUAUCUUAAUUUUAUUCAAUUCUAUUGGUCUGUGUUAAGCUAAAUGUUUAAUGCACACCUCAUGUUUAAUAAAGAAAGAAAAGAGAUUUCAGCGGAAUCUCUUAGGCAACUAAAAUUUUUUUUUUUUUAAAAAUUCUCACUUAUUCUUCAAUCUUAUUUAUCUAAUUUGUUUUCAGUUUGUUUAUUAACAACAAUAGUUUGCAUCAUACAAAACUAUACAAAACUCUUCAAUAACCGUCAUGAACCUUAUGAAUCUUGAUCUGUUUACGAACGUUUAUUUAACUACGGAACCACCACGGCUUUGUAAAUGCUCUUUUCCCAGAGCUUAAUUGUCCUCUCUCAGUGGUGCUAGAUGUGAUAAAGCAGUGAUAAAGCAUAAAGAUCAUGGCCUUUCUUAAAGGUUGCUGAAGAAAGUGUUUUUUAGAACCUGGCAAUCAAAAAGUCCAACUAGCUGUGGCCCAAACACCUGGUCUAUCUUAAUUCUCUCUCAUUUUAUCUGUCAGUAAAACCUUUAAGAAAUCAGACUUCAUGUAUAGGUGGUCAAGUUUCACUCUUGACACCUUGAACUUCUGGACACUCCUGGAAGCUUGUAGGUCUGAAAUAUGGUGGUGUCGGAGAGACUAUCAGAUUCUUUUUAUUCAAUGUACAGUCUUUUGCAGUCAACUUGCACCCUUUCUACUCCACAAGUUUUUGUACAUAAGUAUACAAAGUUUGCCUGUCUAUUUUCCUGGUGUAAAGAUGCCACCUGAUAAUUAUGUACACCUCAUACAGGGUGUUAAUCACUUAAAACAACACAGUUUAAAUAACUUAAAGCUUCUGUACAUUUGCAUCAUGUGAAUCAUUUUACGCUCAUGAAUAAAUGUAUUUCAAUCACA
Messenger RNA from Tachysurus vachellii, 1437 nucleotides. It is a transcript of the gene hcst, whose product is annotated as hematopoietic cell signal transducer. The coding region runs from base 87 to 332 and encodes 81 amino acids. Gene Ontology annotation, cellular component: membrane. Gene Ontology annotation, biological process: positive regulation of phosphatidylinositol 3-kinase/protein kinase B signal transduction; regulation of immune response. Gene Ontology annotation, molecular function: signaling receptor binding; phosphatidylinositol 3-kinase binding. Lineage: Eukaryota; Metazoa; Chordata; Actinopteri; Siluriformes; Bagridae. The transcript has 5 exons. The record is from RefSeq and is a predicted model, not a curated record.